Staurois parvus is the source of this 1665-nucleotide messenger RNA. The record is from the annotation of a GenBank genome assembly. NCBI's taxonomy places the organism in Eukaryota, Metazoa, Chordata, Amphibia, Anura, Ranidae.
UCAGUAAACAGCUGCAAAAAUAGGUGCUUUGAGCGAAAAUUUGGGAGCUGUCGAUGUGAUAGUGCCUGUGUUGAGCUUGGAAACUGCUGUAUAGAUUAUGAAGAUGUAUGCAUAAAACCAGCUUACAUCUGGACGUGUGACAAGUUACGAUGUGGAGAGAAGAGGUUGCAUGGCAGUCUGUGCUCCUGCUCAGAUGACUGUAAAGACACAAAUGACUGCUGUGUUAAUUAUGAUUUUGUUUGUAGAGGAAACAAAAGCUGGGUAGACGAGAAAUGUGAUGACAUGCAAACACCUAUUUGUCCAGCUGGGUUUUCUCAGCCUCCAGUCAUCUUAUUCUCAUUGGAUGGAUUCAGAGCAGAAUACUUUCAUACCUGGAAUGGACUUCUUCCUGUGAUCAGCAAGCUAAAAAAAUGUGGGACAUAUACACGUGCCUUAAGACCAGUGUAUCCAUCAAAAACCUUUCCUAACCAUUACAGCAUUGUAACAGGCCUCUACCCAGAGUCACAUGGUAUUGUGGACAAUAAAAUGUAUGACCCAUACAGAAAUGCUUCUUUCACCCUGAGAAGCCCUGAGAAGUUUCAUUCUUCGUGGUAUCAAGGAGAACCAGUAUGGAUAACUGCUAUGAAUGAAGGACUAAAGACAGCAACUUACUUUUGGCCAGGAUCAGAUGUAAAGAUCAAUGGAACUUUUCCAAACCUUUAUAAAGAAUACAAUGGAUCAGUUCCUUUUGAACACAGAGUCAUGUCCAUCCUUAAAUGGCUAAGCCUACCUGAACAUGAGAGACCACACUUUUACACUCUGUAUUUAGAAGAACCAGACUCGUCAGGACACAAACACAGUCCGGUCAGCAGUGCAGUCAUAAAAGCUCUCAUGGAGGUGGACCGUAUUGUUGGAAUGUUGAUGGAUGGACUUAAACAAAUGCAUCUGGACAAAUGUGUAAAUCUUCUGCUUCUUUCAGACCAUGGCAUGGAGGAAUCGCGCUGUGAAAAUAUAGCAUAUCUGUCAUCAUACUUGACUACCUCUGAAGAUUAUGUUGUGGUAUAUGGGCCAGCAGCACGUUUGAGACCCACUCGAGUACCAGAUGAGUAUUUCUCUUGUAUGUACUUGUCAUAUUAUACCUGCUUGCAGUGCAGAAAAAAGAAUCAGCAUUUCAAACCAUUACUGAAGGAGGACUUGCCUAAGCGUUUACACUUUGCCAACAAUCCCAGAAUCGAAUCACUUCACUUUUACUGUGACCCCAAGUGGCAAGUUGCAAAGUCACAACGUGAUGUAUCAAAAUUCUGCAAUGGGGGAUUUCAUGGUUCUGACAAUCUUUUCAAAAAUAUGCAGGCUCUCUUUAUUGCCUAUGGUCCCAAGUUCAAGCAUAACACAGAAGUGCAGCCCUUUGAAAAUGUAGAAAUCUAUAAUUUGAUGUGCGAUUUGUUGGAAAUUGAGCCUGCACCCAAUAAUGGAAGCCAUGGCAGUCUUAACCAUUUAUUAAAAAAACCUGUAUAUGAACCUGUCUUACCAAAAGAACUGUCAGAACCCUUUCAGUGCUCAGUAAAUCACAGUGCCUUGGGGAACACUCUUGGAUGCUCCUGCAAUUUACCUGUAAGUACACAAAAAUGUCGCUUUGCCACGUAUGGUAGGUGUAUUACCACAGUGACCCCUAGGGCUAGAGUAUGA